Messenger RNA from Racocetra fulgida, 524 nucleotides. The record is from the annotation of a GenBank genome assembly. Lineage: Eukaryota; Fungi; Glomeromycota; Glomeromycetes; Diversisporales; Gigasporaceae.
UGACACUUCUAACUCACUUUUGCCUUAUACUAGUAAUGUUUACAAUCUAUUUUUGUUUCAAAUUAACAAUGACUAUGCCAGUUUUACAAAUGAUAUAAUGACUUCUGAAGGUAUUUUGAAUGACUUUAGUGAACAACUGAUUUUGGAGAAUACUUAUGAUGAUAUUGACAAAUUCAACAAGGAAAAUGAGUUUGAUUUUAAAGACAAAGCUGAAUUUGUAGAACCUACAUAUUCAUUAACUAUGAAUCAGACUUUUCAAACUUGGGAGGCAGUUGAUAAGUAUUAUCAGUUAACAAAAGAAAUGCAAGAUAAUAUUAGAUUACUUGCUUCUUGUAGUGUACAGGCUAGUGUGAUUAUUGAGGUUUUACAGCAAAAAUACCCUAAAAAAUACAUUCAUCUCUGUAAUGUGUAUAAUAUAGUACAAACUAUUCAUUAUAAGAAACACGUUGCAGGUGAUGCAGGUAGCACAUAUUUGGAAUUAAUUAAAAACAGUGUAAUGAACCUGGUUACUACAUUAAUGCAAA